CCGCGUAGACGUUGAGCAGAGAGGAUCUCAGCAGUUGAGAGUAGGUACAAGUGCUGCCCACCAGUUUGCCCACAAUGGAUUUCAUGGAUCGGAAUAUCAACUUUAAUGCUCUCCUCAAGUUCUCCCACAUCUCCUCCUCCACACAGCAGCACCUUAAAAGGGUAUACUCCUGUUUUGCUAUUUGCUUGUUGGUGGCUGCUGCUGGUGCCUAUGUGAAUGUGGUCCUCAAGUUUCUGCAGGGAAGCUUCAUCUCAUUUGCAGGCUCUCUUGGAAUGAUGAUCUGGCUGAUGUCCACUCCACAUACUUUUGAAAAUGAGAAAAAGCGUCUAGGAAUUCUUGCUGGAUUUGCCUUCUUUUCAGGAGUUGGUUUGGGUCCAGCUUUGAAUAUGUGCAUUGCCAUUAACCCCAGCAUCAUUCCCACUGCUUUUCUGGGCACAGCCAUGAUCUUCAUGUGCUUUUCACUCAGUGCUCUCUAUGCACAAAGGCGCAGCUUCCUGUUCUUGGGAGGUAUUCUUAUGUCUGUUCUUAGCCUGCUGCUUAUCUCUUCUUUGGUGAACUUGCUUGUUGGAUCAGUUUUACUAUUCAAAAUGCAUAUGUACAUUGGACUGCUGGUGAUGUGUGGCUUUGUGUUGUUUGAUACUCAACUUAUCAUAGAGAAAGCUGAACAAGGGGAUAAAGAUUAUGUCUGGCACUGUGUGGACCUGUUUUUGGAUUUUAUCACCAUUUUCAGGAAGCUCAUGGUAAUCAUGGCAAUGAACGAAAAGGAGAAAAAGAAAGAGAGGAAGUAAAGCAGACUGGCUCCCCCAUAGCGUGGCUGGCACUUUUUUGGGUUUUCAUACAUUUCUUACUGAUGGCUUUCUUUCCUAUGGUAUAAUGAAAAGCUUGGGAAUCACUCUAUUGUCUUUUGUACAUUUUAUUGUACCUUCAAAAGUUUCAUGUUUACAGACACUGCCUGGCAUCAUCUUUAGAAGUAACUUGACUGCUGUGAUGCAACUUUGGGUAUCUGUACCACAAACCUUUAUCUCCCAGGUUAGCUAAACAGUGGCCCAUGGUCUUUUCCCCCUGAAAAUAUGCUCACUUUGUUGCUCCUGAAGACCGAGCUUGGGUAUAAUUGCUUAAAAUGAAUAGUAUUUCUGUGAAUUGUUAUAUUAUGAUAUUUUGCUUGCAGUGUACAUUAUGGCCUCUUCUUUCUGGCUGUAUCAAAUGAGUUGGCUCCUCUGCAAGCUCCACCAUGUUUGCAACAUCUUUAUGUGUUGUGUUCAUACAGAGUUUCCCAAUACCACAAACAUGGGAAACAUUAUCUUUUAUUUCCAGAAUGUUGCAUGUUGUGAAGUCUUUUGAGCUAUUGGUGAUCAGUUUUUUUCAGAUGCACUUGUUCCUUUACAAACAGAAAUAUAUCCAUUUACACCUGGAAUAAUAAAUAUGGUGCUCUUCCCUUCCAUCUCCUGAUUUAUCAGAUACAUAUCCAAGAAGAGAAGCCUAUUAUCUUUUAUGUACACUGGACUCUGGGAGUUUCUCAAUAACUGCCUAUUGAAUUUGCAAUUCUACUACUGCUUUCUGCUACACUUCAGUUUAUUUAGUGAUUAAACUAGCAAGAUAAUAAGGAAAUGUACCUAUCUAGAAAUGCUGAAUGUUAGAGUUAAAGUUUCUUGUAUUUGCCUGCAUCAUUACUAUACUGAUCUAGCUAAUCUGCCACGAUUUGGGCUCUUAACCAGUGAAGUUAACAAUAGCCAUCACCAUCUCUCUGCUAACCUGCAGGAAGAUUAAACCCUGAUCCAAAAGUAUUCUCAAAACUAUUACUAGUGGUUUUGCAUAUUGUAUAGAUUAUGUAAAUAUUCAUUUUCUGCAGUUAAGACUAAUGUCACACUAAUUAAUUUUGUUUUUUCCCUAUGCUCAUUAACUCUUUCACCAUGUACAUUUUCUUUGACAGAGGCAUGUGAAGCAGUAGUUGCCUCUAUUACAGUCAGGAGGAUUGUAUAGUGAAGCAGUCUGUAGAUUUAAAAACCUAGGCUUUAGUUGAAAUGUGUGUGUGUUGUAGGACAAAGGACAACCAAUGAAGGAAUUCUAGGUUGGAAAAUAAAGUAAUGUGGUAUUAAACUACUUUGAGGAUUUUUUUCCCUUUAAAUCUGCAGAAACAAAAUAACCUGUGUGACUUUGUCUAGGAAAAGGUCGUCUUCAUUAUAUUUCCCUAGGAACACUGCUCUUUAGCAUAAAGGGCAGUAUGUACACUUUUUCCACAUGAGUGCAGUGAAUAGGGCUUGUACUGAACAUGUUGUUUGUAAGAAGAUAUAUGUAUAGCUUUUAUUUCUUGCACUAAACAGGGCAAAAUUUCAAAAACAAAGAUAUAGUCUUUACAAUAAAACAUGCAGUCCCAUGUGAAGCGUCUGUGUAGCCUUUAUUAAAGGGGCUGUUCACCUUUAAAUUAGUAUGACAUAGAGAGGGCUAUUCUAAGACAAACUGCAUUUGGUUUCAUUUUUUAUUAGUGUUUUUUUAGUUGUUUAGCUUUUUUAUUCAGCAGCUCUCCAGUUUGUAAUUUCAGCCAUCUCCAAAUUCCAUGCAUUUAUAUGAAUAAGAGACUGGAAUGUGGCUAGGAGAGGCUCUGAAUAGAAAGAUGAGCAAUAAAAAGUAGUAUUAACUGUAAAUUUGUAGCCUUUCAGAGCAUUUGUUUUUGAUGGGGUUAGUGACCCCCCCCCAUCUGAAAGUUGUAAAGAGUCGGAAGAAAAAGGCAAAUCAUUAAAUAAACUAUUAAAAAUAAAUAAUGAAGACCAAUUGAAAAGUUGCUUAGAACAUACCAAAAGAUAGCUUAAAGGUGAACCACCCAUUUAAGGUGUGAGAUAAGGAGCAGCUCAUUAUACAGAAGGCUUUCUAGUGGACUGAUGAUUUGUUUUGCUCUGUUUGAAACCAUACGGAAUUCCUAAUCAAAAUAAUAAGCAAAAAUGAUGUUCAACACAGACCCCUAUUCAUCCAACUAGUAUUGGGGCGGGGAUUCAGCCCCUCUUUUCCUAGAUGCUCAGGUUGUGCUCACUAAUAGGAUUUUUGCAGAUAAUGAUCUGAAAGUGUUACUUGUCUCUUCUCUUUUUGCAUGCUUAUGGGGAUAUCGCCAGCUCCUUUAGAAACCGUGCCAAGAAUCUCCUCAAAGAUGAAAACUAUGUAAAAGAUUUCUAACAAUUCUUCAUAAUUUUAUUUUACAGUACAGUGAUCUGCUGUAGAGACAACUGUGAGACCGUGAAAGGUUUUUUUUUUGAUUGAAAUAUACAAAAAUAUGAGUUCAUUUGUACAAACGAAAUAAAACAUUAACAAUGUACUAAAA
Molecule: messenger RNA, 3310 nt
Organism: Xenopus laevis (African clawed frog)
Lineage: Eukaryota; Metazoa; Chordata; Amphibia; Anura; Pipidae
Gene: tmbim6.S
Product: transmembrane BAX inhibitor motif containing 6 S homeolog
Biological process (GO): calcium ion transmembrane transport; cellular response to unfolded protein; negative regulation of apoptotic process
Cellular component (GO): membrane; mitochondrial membrane
Molecular function (GO): enzyme binding
Source: RefSeq, marked provisional